UUUUUACCAAUUAGGUUUUGGUUAAAGCAGUGUUGCCAUUGUUGUUUGCCUCACUUUGCCGCUUCCUAGUACAACAAUGGAGGACGAAGUCGAACACAGACCCCUUCAUCAAACUACUCUACCCAAACAAAUUGAACAACACAACGAUUCAGAACCUGAAAACGAAGAUGACGACGAUGUCUCUUCCUUUUCUUCAGAUUCCGAAAUCGACGACGCAUUAGACUGGUUAGAUUCAAAAAACGAAGAUUAUUACGAUUCAAUCGACGGUACUUCUCUUAGUUCAUGGCGCCCCAAUGCUCACGGUGGUCACCACUCUCAUUCUUCAACACUUCAACCUCUCUCCAAUCGUAACCAGAAAUUCUCACAUCAUAUUCGUGCUUCUCCGUUAGAGGAAUGGGAAGGAAGGAUGAAUAUUGCUAUGUCGAAUACUGUUACUACCGCGAUUCGUGGAAGUGUUCGAGAGAUGGCUAUUGGUAAAACUAAAACUACUGAGAAAGCUGACCGUGCUACUGUUGAGCAGGCAAUUGAUCCCAGAACGCGCAUGGUUUUAUUCAAGAUGCUCAAUAGAGGUGUGUUUCAAGAUAUGAAUGGAUGCAUUUCAACUGGAAAGGAAGCAAAUGUUUAUCAUGCCACCAAAUCCAUUAUUUCAACUGAGAAGGAAGCAAAUAUUUCUCAUGCCAUCAAAACCAAUGGUGAAGAACUUGAAAUUCAAGAACUUGCAAUUAAAAUAUACAAAACAUCUGUUCUGGUAUUUAAGGAUAGAGAUAGAUAUGUGCAAGGAGAUUACCGGUUUAGAAAUGGGUACUGCAGGCAUAAUCCCCGAAAAAUGGUUAAAACAUGGGCAGAAAAGGAAUUCAGGAAUCUUAAGAGGCUAAAGGAAGAAGGAAUCAGGUGCCCUACACCAAUCCUUCUGAGGUUACAUAUCCUGGUUAUGGAAUUUAUUGGAAAGGAUGGCUGGGCCGCUCCACGUCUCAAAGACGCAGAUUUAUCUUUAGACAAGUUACGGGAGGGUUAUGUUGAGAUAAUUGUUGCAAUGCGGACAUUAUAUCAGAAGUGCAAAUUGGUGCAUGGUGACCUCAGUGAAUAUAAUAUACUCUAUUAUGAGGGUCACUUGUAUAUUAUUGAUGUUUCUCAAGCGGUUGAUCCUGACCAUCCUCAUGCUCUUGAUUUUCUGCGUGAAGACUGUAUUCAUGUAUCCGAUUUCUUUAAAAAACAUGGUGUAGGUGUCAUGACAAUAAGAGAACUUUUUGAAUUUAUUGUUGAUGCAUCGAUUUCUGAUGAUGCUGUAGAUGGCUAUUUGGAAAAGGUGCAACAAAAAAUUUUGGCCAGAGGAGAUGUAUCUGCAGAGGAUGAGAUUGCAGACUCAGUAUUUGCACAGUCUUACAUUCCAAAGACACUAGUCGAUGUUAAGAAUGUUGAGGAGGAUGUACAACGUAUAACGAGUGGCAAAGAAACCGGGGAUUUGAUUUAUCAGACGAUUACUGGACUUAAACACGCUCUCACAAUAACAGAACCUUCCCUGCAAAAUGAUCAGUUAAAGCCGAAAUCAAAUACUAUAGAUGAUUCACAUGCCAUCUCUGAUGGUAAAUCUAACCUCUUAGAAGGUGAUGCGGAGGCUCAACCUGGUGAGAACGAAGAAGAUAACAAAAGCGAUUCUGAAGAGAUUUCAUCCUCUGAAAGUGAUUCUGAUACUCCGCUUGAUAAGAAAGUUGCUAGAAAAGAAGCUAGGAAAGAAAAUAAAAAGAAGGUGAAAGAGGAGAAAAGAGAAGCCAGAAAAACUAAACUCCCCAAGGCUGUGAAGAAAAGAAAGAAGAAAUUGUCUAAGGCCAUAAAGACCAGAUAGACACUACUUAUUUGUUAUGGCCAUCUGAGUGUAGGUUCUGAAUUCUUAGAUAAAAGUUAUAAUACGUCAAAGAUAUGGAGAAAAAUAGUAAUUUUGUUUUCUAAGCAUAUAUAUGAUGUUAGAAUUAAUCUUGUUUAUCUUACAAUUUUGGUGUGUUAUUAAAUUUUUAUGUGGGUCUUGAGUUUCUCUACA
Messenger RNA from Medicago truncatula (barrel medic), 2035 nucleotides. Its product is annotated as serine/threonine-protein kinase rio1. The coding region runs from base 77 to 1843 and encodes 588 amino acids. The transcript has 12 exons. Lineage: Eukaryota; Viridiplantae; Streptophyta; Magnoliopsida; Fabales; Fabaceae. Gene Ontology annotation, molecular function: ATP binding; protein serine/threonine kinase activity. The record is from RefSeq and is a predicted model, not a curated record.